AUGGAGGGGCGGGAACAGAGGGUGGAGGAGGAGGAGGUUCGGGUGGUGGAUGGAGAGGUGGAGGAGGAGGAGGUUCGGGCGGUGGAUGGAGAGGUGGAGGAGGAGGAGGUUCGGGCGGUGGAUGGAGAGGUGGAGGAGGAGGAGGUUCGGGUGGUGGAUGGAGAGGUGGAGGAGGAGGAGGGUUCGGGUGGUGGAUGGAGAGGUGGAGGAGGAGGAGGUUCGGGUGGUGGAUGGAGAGGUGGAGGAGGAGGAGGUUCGGGCGGUGGAUGGAGAGGUGGAGGAGGAGGAGCUGAAACCCAGAGCACACAGAGAGUCCCUCUCCAGGCGUCUCUGGACCGGUCCUGUCCCUACCGAGGGUGGAGCCUGUACUUCACAGAGGGCUUCGUGGCGAGCUCCCCCGCCGUGGAGAAGAUCCGAGUGUUUGAGAAAUAUUUCAGCUCCAGGAUUCACCUGUAUGACAAGGACGAGAUCGAGCGUCAGGGCAGCGUCCUGGUGGACUACGCAGACCUGGUCGGGGACGGAGCGGUUCUGGAGGCGCUUCCAGAGAUCGUCACCGAGCUGAAGGAGCAGCCGGAGCUGCUGAUCAGCUGCCUGGGAGCCGCGGUUCACCAGGUGUUGACGGUGGAUUUGGAGAAACAAGCGGCCGAGCUGCAGGAGGACGAGCUCCCCGUCUCGACUCCGAUCGUCAGCAUCCCUCACAUCAGCGCACGGCUGUAUAACUACGAGCCGCUGGCGGCGCUGCGGACGCUGCGCGCCGCGGCGUUCGGCCGGCUGGUGAGCGUGAAGGGGACGGUGAUCCGGGUCAGCAGCAUCCGGCCGCGCUGCGCCCGCAUGGCCUUCAUCUGCCAGGGCUGCUCCGCCGCCGCGUCGCUGCCGCUGCAGCACGGCAAGUACUGCACGCCCACCAAGUGUGUCCAGCCGGGAUGCCGCAGCCGCUCCUUCCUCCCCGUCCGCAACUCCCCCCUGACACACACCGUCGACUGGCAGAUCAUCAAGAUUCAGGAGCUGAUGGGCGGCGAGCAGAGGGAGGCCGGGCGAAUCCCCCGCUCCGUGGAGUGUCACCUGACCUCUGACCUCUGUGACAGCUGCGUCCCGGGAGACACUGUCACCGUCACAGGGAUCGUCCGAGUCACGAAUGAUGGAGGCUCCAGAGGGAAUAAGGACCAGUGCAUGUUCCUGCUCUACAUCGACGCCACUUCUGUCAGCAACACUAAAGGCCACCAGGCCAAGUCUGGAGGUCAGGGGUCAGGGGCGCCUGAGGACCGGCCGGCCGGGGAGGAGUUCAGCCUGAAGGAGCUGUACGCCGUGCAGGAGAUCCAGGCUCAGCCCCACCUGCUGAGGCUCAUCGUGCACUCGCUGUGUCCGGUCAUCUACGGCCAUCUGAUGGUGAAGGCGGCGCUGGCGCUGGCGCUGUUCGGGGGCCGGCAGAAGCACACGGACCGGAACAGCGUCCCGGUGAGGGGCGACCCCCACAUCCUGCUGGUGGGAGACCCCGGCCUGGGGAAGAGCCAGAUGCUGCAGGCCGUCUGCAACGUGGCUCCCAGAGGAAUCUACGUCUGUGGGAAUAGCACCAGCACCACAGGACUCACCGUCAGUUUGUCUCGAGACGCCGGAACGGGAGACUUCGCUCUGGAGGCCGGGGCUCUGGUGCUGGCCGAUCAAGGAACCUGCUGCAUCGACGAGUUCGACAAGCUGGGCGGCCAGCAGCAAGCCCUGCUGGAGGCCAUGGAGCAGCAGUCCGUCAGCCUGGCCAAGGCCGGCAUCGUGUCCUCCCUGCCCGCCCGGGCGUCCGUGGUGGCCGCCGCCAACCCCGCCGGAGGACACUACAACCGAGCCAAGACCGUGUCCGAAAACCUCAAGAUGGGCUCGGCGCUCCUGUCUCGCUUCGACGUGGUCUUCCUCCUCCUGGACGUCCCCGACGAGUCCCACGACCGCCGCUUGUCGGAGCACAUCAUGGCCCACCGCACGGGGCGAGGCCGAGCCGGCGGCGCCGAGGUCUCCAGAGCCGGCGGCGCCGAGGUCUCCAGAGCCGGCGCCGCGUCGGAAAGCUCCAUCCUGCUGGAGCACGCCGACCUGCCGCUGUCCGAGCGCCUGCAGGUCCCCGCGGGCGAGACGCUGGACGCCAUCCCGGCCUGCCUGCUGAGGAAGUACGUGAGCUACGCCCGGCAGUACGUCCGUCCCUCGCUGUCCCCCGAAGCGGCGCAGACCCUGCAGGACUUCUACCUGUCCCUGAGGGCCCAGGCCCACUCUGCCGACGCCACGCCCAUCACCACCCGCCAGCUGGAGUCUCUCAUCCGCCUGACCGAGGCCAGAGCCAAGCUGGAGCUCCGGGAGACGGCCACGAAGAGCGACGCCGACGACGUGGUGGAGAUCAUGAAGCACAGCUUGGCAGACACGUACUCGGACGGCCUCGGCAAUCUGGACUUCGAGCGCUCCCAGCACGGGUCGGGCAUGAGCCAGCGCGGCGCCGCCAAGAGGCUGGUGGGCGCGCUGCACUCGCACGCUCAGAGGACCGGGCAGAAGCAGUUCGACCUGCAGACGCUGCGCUCCGUCGCAGAGAGGGUGAACAUCAAGGUGCUGGAUUUCGACGGUCUCCUGAGUUCCCUGAAUGAACAAGGCUUCCUGCUGAAGAGAGGAGCCAAGCUGUACCAGCUGCAGACGGUUUCCCGCGCCGCUGUUGGCGCGGGGCGCGGGUAUGUGCUGGCGCGAGCCCGCGUCAUGGCGGCUCAGACACACAGCUGUCACCGCGGAGCGCGCGAGGUUAAUGCCGCCGCAGCCCCCCUCACGGCGUUGGUGAUCUUCAGGGACGUGGGUCUGAUCGCCGCCGUCUUCUGGGUCCGAUACAAGACGGUUCCUCCGCCGGUCACGCUCAGUAAGUUCUUCAACCCCUGCUACACCACCGCACAGCUGCAGCCCACGCUCUUCAGCAAGGUGAACACGGCCAUCCAGCUGUGUCUGGUCGCCGCCUCGCUCGCCGCUCCGGUCUUCCACUUCACCGACAGCGUCCUGCUGCAGGGCUUAUGGUACGUCACGGCCGUGACCACGGCGGCGUCGGGCUACAGCUACUGGCACUACGGCCGCAAGACGGUCCGGGUGCUCAACACCAGGCCGCCGUCCUGA
Molecule: messenger RNA, 3120 nt
Organism: Salarias fasciatus (jewelled blenny)
Lineage: Eukaryota; Metazoa; Chordata; Actinopteri; Blenniiformes; Blenniidae
Gene: mcm8
Product: minichromosome maintenance 8 homologous recombination repair factor
Biological process (GO): double-strand break repair via homologous recombination; DNA replication
Cellular component (GO): nucleus; MCM complex
Molecular function (GO): single-stranded DNA helicase activity; ATP binding; ATP hydrolysis activity
Source: RefSeq, a predicted model, not a curated record